GAAGGUGAUACGAGAUCUUCAUUUAAAAAGCAAAUCUUGCGUCGAUAUUGGAUCUUUAGACUCUGCCAAUAUGAUGCAAGAUUCUAAGAGCAAAAAACGCAAAAGAGGGAGUAAAGAGAAACAGGUACCUGAAACCGAGGUACAAGAAGAAAUGUCAGAAGAUGCCAUAAGGCAAAAGAUCAAAGAAUUUAACAUUCAACUAGAUCAGAAUCAAAAUGAUGUUAACUUAUGGCUUGAAUUUAUUGCAUUUCAAGAUAAAAGUUUACAAUUUGGAAGAAAUAAAAAGACUGAUGCUUCUAUUACAAGAUCAAGCAUCAAUGAAGUUAAAAUUAGUAUCUUUGAGAAAGCCUUGGAGGCAAAUCCGAAUGAUACAACUCUUCUUAUUGCUUACAUGAAAUGCUGUGAAGAGCAUUGGGAAAAUAUUAAUCUUUGGAUGAAAUAUCUUGAUUUUCGACAAACAAAUCUUGUUUCUUUUACGGUUAGUCAAUGCAUUCAAGUCUUUGAAGAUUGUUUGCAUUUACUUCGAAAGGAAUUCGUAGUAUGUGUAGACAGCGGUGAAAAACUUAAAAUUGAGCGGAUAAUGAUACAUAUCUUCCAACGAGCUUGUUUUUUUAUGCUACAAUCAGGUUACAGUGAAAGAGCAUAUUCAUGUUGGCAAGCAAUGAUAGAACUUACAUUUUUUGCUCCAAAGAGAAUACAACAAAAAGAUUUCUACGAUCGUGUAGUUGCUUUUGAAAAUUUCUGGGAAGCAGAAUUACCUCGUUUUGGCGAAGAUGAUGCCAAAGGGUGGUCUUACUACUUUGAGCAAAACAUUGAAAAUGUUGAAUCUCCUGCGGAUGCCUCUAAUCUUUUAGCGAAUUUAUCAUCUGAGGGUGAUAUGUACGCAAAAUGGGCUAAAGCCGAGAUUCUUUAUAACUCUCAAUUGCUCCCUACGCAUUCAAUCGAUGAUCCCAAUUUAGAGGAUCCUUAUCGUGUAGUCUUAUUUGACGAUAUCCGCACGUUCUUGUUUGACUUAACGUCUCAUCAAUCACGUACUGAGCUUAUAUAUGCUUGUCUUGCCUUUACUGGCUUGACGUAUAAUCCUGGAUAUUCAUCAUCGAAUCCGAUGAUUACAGACACGUUCCUAUACAAUAAACUUUCAAAUGAAUCAAUUGAAAACGUCAGCUUUUGGUCUACGGAUAGAUCUGUUACUCGUACAUUUAUAUUUCCAAUAAAAGCCUUCCCUCAGGAUGACGUUACAUUGUUCAAUUCGCAAACUUGGUUCUCUAUUUGCAAUGAUGUUGAUAUAUUGGAUGUCAAUAUGAAUUUUUCUAGGAAUGCUUUUUAUCAAUUACGACAGAUUGUAAACGAUACAGAGAUAAAACUAUGUCGUCUAUCACUUGAAUAUCUUUAUGACGCGUCAAGUGGGCGGAAUCUUGCAAAGAACUUGCUCAAACGUGACACUAUGAAUCUUUCACUUUGGAAUGGUUAUGCGCAAGCACGUAAGGUUUACUUGGGCGCUAUUACACAAUAUCGUACAUUUCCUGAACAGUACCGUGCUGUGGCACCACUAUUGCAUCGAUCGUUCGCUGAAAUGGAAAUAGAACAAGGCCGUCAAAAGACUGCAAUUAAUAUUCUCAUAAACUUGACUGAAGAACAGGGGACGAUAGAUUCGAUAUCCGAAUCAGAUGUCCCUAUCACAAAGUUACUGAGGGCCCGAAAGUAUUAUGCACAACAAAUAGCGCGAAUUACAACACCUUCAACUUCACAGAUUGAAGCACGUAAUUCACUACAUUAUUGUGUAUGUUAUGCAUUAUUAGAAUGUCUUAGUCAGAAUUUACAGCAAGCAAGCAAAGUAUUUGAAGACACGUUACAUUAUCUAGAAAUUAGGAAUGAUAAUGUUAAUGUGGAGACAGAAUGGUUAUAUAUGUCAUAUCCUUUUUUUCGUUUUGUAUCUGUAUCAGAUAAUGAACCUGGAAAAUUAUUACAAGAGAUUCUUUCAAGGGCAUUACGUAUAUUUCCAAACAAUACUAUAUUUUUAUCAUUGUAUUUCCAUGAAGAAGUUCGUGGGAGGAUACCCCAUGGAUUAAAUUCAAUUUUAAAUGAGGCUUUACAAAAGAAACCAAGUUAUAUUUUAUGGACUACUGCAAUAUAUAUGGAAUUACAUCACCAACAAUCAUACGAUAUUAAUCGUGUUCGAACAACAUUCGACAAAGCACUGAUGUGCCCCACAACAAGAAAUUCUAUAGCAUUAUGGAUUUUAUACAUAAAUUUUGAAAUUAAAAAUGGAGAAAUGAGUAAAGCCAAGACUAUAUACUAUAGAGCCGUAAGAGAAUGUCCAUGGUCAAAGGAUCUUUAUAUGGUUGCAUUUAAAAAAUUGCAUGCUCAAUUUUCACCUGAUGAAUUAGAAGAACUUAUGAAUGUAUUUUUUGAAAAAGAGAUUAGGAUAAGAGUUCCAAUUGAACAUUUUGCUGAUAAAGUAUCUGAAUUUUUAUUUAAAAAUUUUUAA
This is a messenger RNA of Dentiscutata erythropus, 2488 nucleotides long. NCBI's taxonomy places the organism in Eukaryota, Fungi, Glomeromycota, Glomeromycetes, Diversisporales, Gigasporaceae. The record is from the annotation of a GenBank genome assembly.